This is a messenger RNA of Mytilus californianus (California mussel), 5690 nucleotides long. RefSeq lists its product as uncharacterized. The coding region runs from base 570 to 2927 and encodes 785 amino acids. The transcript is spliced from 4 exons. NCBI's taxonomy places the organism in Eukaryota, Metazoa, Mollusca, Bivalvia, Mytilida, Mytilidae. The record is from RefSeq and is a predicted model, not a curated record.
CAUAUGACUUAUGACUUAGCAUAAUGUGAUCAUGAUAAUAGUAAAUCAAUAUGUAAAUUCUGAAAGAACAAACUAAAGACAAUCUGUCAUUAAGCUUGUUUAAUUUUGUUUCUGUAUGCCCCAUUAGUUAUUUUAAAUUAAUAAAUAAAACCACCAACUGGUAAUUAUAUAAGUAUACACAAGAAAUUAAUCAUGUUAUACGUGUGUUGUAACUAAAUACAAUUGUAAAAAAAUAAAGUUGAUUAUAGAUAGUUAAACGGACAAAUAAAGUUAAUCGUGAUAUACGUUAAUGCUACAAUUCUAAAGAAUAAGGGUGACUAUAGAUAGCUAAAUAUCAGUCCAGUGGAUAUUUAAAGAUUGUGAAAUACUAAUUAAAACAUUCGUCUAUUUAUGACACGAGCUUACAUACAAAAAAAGGAGCAAACAUCUCAAAUCUGCUGACAAUUAGAAACAUUACUUAUAUGUGUUUGUGUGUAUAUAUUUCAAUUCUCUCUUUGGAAAUAAUGACAUAAACUACACAACGUGUUCAAUAUUUGGUAGAAGUUGAAAAAAAAGAAGAAGAAGAAGAAAUGGAAGAAGCAAAUGAAGAAGGGGCUACUAUAAUCGACGAUGAAAAGGAUAGCACCUGGUUAUAUGAAGUCCUUGAUAGUAUUGGAGCGAAUGAUGAGUAUAGGAAGACUAUUCAACGAAGUGGCAUUACGUUUGAAAUUAUUUGUACUUUUGGAUCCGAAAAUAAAAAGAUGGCCAAUUAUGGAGUUGGAGGUAAAUGGGAAGGUACAUUAACACCAGGUGUUAAAACUGACUUUGAUGCUAUUUCAUGUGAUGACAAUGUUAUUGUCAUCGAGGACAUAUCAAAAGCUGUUCAGAACCGAUAUUCCUUAUUAAUCAUAAGAGAUCCUCGUAGACCUGCUGGGUAUGUUAAAUUACAAAUCGUAAGGGGAAAAGUACCAGGCACAAUUGCCGAUUUGUCUUUUUAUGACAGCAAAUUUAAAGGUUUGUUCGAAAUUGAUGAAUGUAAGCGAAUACUUCUGACUGAGAUUAUAGGUGAACAUAAGGAUAAAAAACCGUAUAUGCCAAGACCCAAGAACAAGCCUGCUGCAACCAUUGGAAAUUAUAAUGGUAUUAGUAUUGAUGUAGUCACCUGUUAUAGGUCCAAGCAUUGGCCAAUAGAGGCAAAUGAAUGGCUGACCCGAAAAAGAUGCAAUGGAUGGCCAACAAAAGAUGUGAUUAAUGAGCUGAAAUUGCUUGGUUAUUUCCUUGUGAGAAAAGGACAUGUGUUGUCUCUCGAAAAAGAUUUCGAAUGGAGAAUAUCUCUUACAUUACAAGAACGGAAACUAAUAUUUGAUCUAACAGAUGUCCAAUUUAAAUGUUAUGUUGUUCUUAAAAUGUUAAAUCGUGAUAUUAUUAAUGUGGAAUGUAUAACUUCAUACCAUUGGAAGACAUGUUUAUUUUAUGUGAUAGAAGAGAAUAAUUUGGAUGUUUGGCGAAAAGCAAAUCUGUUUCAGUGUGUUAAGCUGUGUAUAACGCGAAUGUUAGAUUGGGUUAGACAAGGUUUCUGCCCUAACUACUUUAUUCUCAGUGAAAAUAUGUUUGAUGGAAGGUUACCUCACGAUUUGAGAACAGUGUCAGAAAACAAAUUAGUAAAACUUUUAGGGGACGGAUUUAGUUUUUUGAAGCAUGUAAAAUCUGACAAUAUACGUGACUAUUUCGAAUCACGACGGUCUCCCGAAUUGUCACAAAAUCUUCGGAGAGAUAGCAUUAAGGCAUAUAAAGACGUAAUAUGGAAGACGAACAUACAAACUGUUGAAGCUGCAAUGUAUGAAUUCUGUCUAUAUCUGACCUAUGAAAAACGUACAAAUUUGAUUGAACUUCUUUGGCGUAUGUUAAUUCGUAUUCAGCAAAAAGACCAUAUUACUGAGCACACAACAGAAGAAACUCGACGUUCUCUGUCCAUAUUAACACCCUUUAUCUACAUGAGCUUGGCUAGUAAUAUUUCUGCAAUGUGUAUCCAUCAACCGAAUAUUCUGGGUCGUAAUUUCCUUUUGUUAGGAUCUUACACAUAUUUCAUGAAAGGUGGUAUAACUGGAUAUCUGAAGUUUAUAUCAGUGUUGUACGCUCUUGGUUGUUAUAAAGACUGUGAAUGGUUCUUAGAUCAACUCAACGAGGAAACAAUAAAAAAUAGUCGAUCUUACUGUAUUGGCCAUAGUUAUGAUAGUAUUUACGCUGCAAUAUCUCCAACGGUUGUAAAUAUCAUUAGCAUUUCACAAUUAAGUAAAUCUACAUGUGUUUCGUUUAUGCCAACUGAACUUCCAAUUAUUCCUGACGCUGUGAAGUUUGAAGUGUUCAAGUACUCCACUAUUCCAUUAACGAAAAGCAAAAGAGAAGUCCCCGAAACACCUUGGUGUUAUGGAGCUGUUGUUGACAGGAAUAUUUACUAUUGCCUGCUCAAAUUCUUAAUAAAACUGAAAUUUAGUGGGGUCAAUUUGUCCGCGGACGAUAUACUUAAUACUUACCAAAUUAAAGAUUUAAGAAAUGUUCGACAUCCUGAAGUAGCCUAUAAUCUGAUGGCUUGGAGUUACUUCACUGUUGGGUUGACACCUUUAGCGCUAGAAAAAUUAACAAUGUCAUGGAAUCCGUUGCGUUAUUUAAAUUCAUUUUUGCUGGUAAAUAACAGUGAAAUUAAUUAUAAAAAUAACCAAUCAAAUGCAGCAAACUUGCAUGCGUGGGUAAUAUUAUACAACACGUGGUUUACCAGAAAUUCAUACAAGUUUAAAUUCUGCUUUCAGUGUUUUUUCUUUAGUCGAACAAAUCUAAACAAAUGUAGCAAAUGCAAAACAGCUACAUAUUGUUCCGAAAAAUGUCAAGAAAUAAACUGGAAGAUUCAUGAAGUUGUUUGUAAAGUGGUGAGAAAGUAUCGUAAUGUCUGACUUUUGCAUAUCUAUUACGUAGUACAACUAACAUGACUAAAGUGUUUUCUUGUUGAAACAAAAUAUCAAGCAUGUAUCGAAUUUAUUUUUGUAUGUUAUUGAAGGAAUUUCUGAAUUUCAACUGAAAUGUGGAUUGUAUUGAGCGUUUCACCUUUACAACAAGAAGUAGGAAAAACAAAUAAUUCCAACUUCGUGAACCUGUUCCACAAAGCCAACUAUUGUGCAUUAAAUCUCUCGUUUCUUUUUUAUAUGAGACCAAAAACAGCUCAUAAUAACGGAUAUCACCACUUAAAAAAGUUAUUGUACGUUUUUUAAUGGAAAAUAAAAAUAAAUGUACGAAAGCCUUAUAUCAAACUUGUCAUAUCUCACUUCCGGAGUGUCAUUUAUGUAUAAGUGGACAGAUCCUAGUUCUGACUUACAUUGUCUCACUUUAUAAACAGUAUGAAUUAAUCAAAUCAAAUGUGUUCGUGCUAGCUUACGAAUAUUAUAUUAAACAUUUGAUGAAUAGGAAUAAAGACAAGUUGUUCAGUAACUCAGGAUACUGUCUUAGCUAACUAAUUGAUAAAUUUUAUGAAGUGAAAUUUUGUUCCUCUAUCAAUUAACUACAUCAAGUCUGAUGAAUGUUUUUUUGUUCAUUCAAAGUCGCACUCAAAAAAAAAUAUUCAGCCAAUCUUCGUUAAGAGAGUCUGGUGGUGAAUAACGUUUCUUGAAUCACACAUCUAUUGAAUUGUUUAUACAAGUAAUAAAUAACCAGUGUACAGUGUACAGUGUUAUGGACUUAUAAGGGCUUGCACUAGAUGUUAUUCAUUACAAAUCUUACGAUUAAGUAAUAAAGUCUUUUCGCUUUUCCGUGGAAAGACCUAUUGGUUUUGUUCUGAUUAUUUUUUUCUUCCGCCUUAUUUUUUUCCUGUGAUGUAUUUUUGUUUUAAAAGAUGUCGCUUAGUUUUUAUUGUAUAUGAUAUCAUACAGUAUAUACGCUUUUGAAACUGACCCUGUUAAACCGAACACUUUUCCUUGUAAGAGUUUUCUCCCAAAACACUGUUUUUCUUGUUAUGAGAUUUUCCUUGCAACCUUAAAAGAAAGCGACAAAUUUAUUCUUCCAAAUUGCUCGUAAUAUCCUCAGAAUGUUACGUUUUAUUUUGACCGAAGCGUCACAAAGUCCUUUUGAGAGUUAUUCCCCUUAUGUAUGAAAUAAGUGUGAUUAAUUUGUAACGUGUAGCCAUAAGUGAUAGAGACCUUGUGUGUUUUGAUUUGAGGUCCUUGGUCCACUUAAAGAAAAAAAAAAAGGCCAAGGUCAUGAUUUUAAUUUUGAUUUUGGCUUGUUGUUACUUUUUAUAAGAUAUCGACAAAUUAUUUCUACUGAAUUGUUAUAUGCGACAUGUCGUUACACAUAAAUUUUGGUUAACGGGUACGUUGACAGAAAGUUUGAGUUUUCUCCGCUCUUAUAUUUAAAACUAGCUGUUUGGUGAUAUAACUCAUUAACCAUGUAUAGCAGAGGCCUAGGUUUUUUUUUAACAUCCUUACUUUAUGAUCUUGAAUUUAAAGUCAAGUUCAUAUGUAAAUUUGACGUUCUAGAUUUUGACCUUCGCUUUAACUUUCUAUUUAUGAAUGAUAGAGCCAUGUGACUUCUUGUUUAAGUUGUAAGCCAUAUGACCUUGAAAAAGCCAAACAGACGUGACCUUGUGAGAACCGGAAGUAUCUCAUUUUGUACUUAUUUAGUGUAAAAGUUUAUAGAACAAUAUAUUUUAUAAAUCAGUGUCAAAUUAACUUUUAUAUACCGGAAGUGACAUUUUUUCAAACCGGAAGUAACAAAUUAUCUCCCUUAUUUUAAACUAAAAUGUUAAAACCAUAUACUUUUGGAAUAAGCUGUCAUCUGACGAACCAUUCUUAGAUAUAUAAACUAUUGUUAUUCAGUGUCGUUUCAGUAUUUUGAAUAUAAAAAUAAAUUUUGGAACUCUUCAUUACAACCAACACAAUGUUUAAGUCAUUUGUUCCAAUAUUGCUUUCAUUUAUACAAGUAUUAUACAAUCCACCCUGAUAACCAAAUUUAUCUAUUUAUGAUGCCGCCAAGUACCAAGUCUGUUGUUUAUGUUUAUUUUAUUUUGGUACUGGGUGGCAUGUUUAACUGAUUUGUGCUUAGAAAAAUACACUUUGAAACAGUAGUUUUUUGGAGUAAUAGGAUGCACGAUAUUCGUAUUCCAACGGAAAAAGCAAAACUAUUAUAACUGGAAUAAUCUUUCCCUUAGGUAGUUAGAUCGUAGUGUUAUCAAUAUUUUAUGAUGUGUCUGUGUCAAAAGAAUAAUUAAGUUAGCAAGACAAUACUGUAAGCCAAAAUCAGUCCAUAAUAUACUAUAUUUAUCAUUCUUGUAUCCUCGUGUUACAUCAUUUUGUCUUAUCUAUAAAUUCUAAAUAUGGGUUUUGUUGCCUUUUUCUUUGAUUCUCUUUUUUUGUUUCCCAUCGAUUUGUGUGGUUGUUCUAUUUAAUCAGAAUGAGUGACCCUUUGAAUCGUUUCUUCUUCAAACUUUUUUGUUUUGCAUUAUAACGAGUAUGUAUACGUGAGAGGAGUUGUAUACUAUAAUUUGAUUAUAGUGUCUGUCAGGUUAGUUAUGGUUUGGACGAAAAUGAAAAAAAAAAAAUUAAAGAAGUUCGAAAAAAAAAAUCAAAACCGAAAAGAUGACGGUUGUUAACUUGUGAAAUCUUAUAUCACUAGUACAUGUAGUAACUAACCACGAGUGAAUAAAUAAAAACAAAAUAUGGCAUUUA